This is a messenger RNA of Gymnodraco acuticeps, 2359 nucleotides long. RefSeq names its product cyclin-dependent kinase 10 (gene cdk10). Bases 168 to 1250 code for a protein of 360 amino acids. NCBI's taxonomy places the organism in Eukaryota, Metazoa, Chordata, Actinopteri, Perciformes, Bathydraconidae. Gene Ontology annotation, biological process: protein phosphorylation; regulation of mitotic cell cycle. The transcript is spliced from 13 exons. Gene Ontology annotation, molecular function: cyclin-dependent protein serine/threonine kinase activity; ATP binding. Gene Ontology annotation, cellular component: nucleus. The record is from RefSeq and is a predicted model, not a curated record.
AAAGCACUUAGUUGUCCUGUUGGUGUCCAAAAGCAUAACAAUAUGGCGGCGCCCAGCUCGGUGUGCUUCUUAUUAAUCAUCCAUGGGUGUGCUGCGGACUGUCGAGUUAAAGCCAGAAGGGACGAUACCCUUGUCUUCUGAGGUUGAAAACAACCUUAAAUGAAAGGAUGGAUAACGUAGGAGAGGACGAACCGGAACCUAUAAAGCUCAAGUCUAUCAAGACUAAUAAAACAUUCACAGUGCCUCAAAGUGACAGGUUUGGGAGUUGCAGGAGUGUCAGAGAGUUUGAGAAGUUCAAUCGCAUCGGAGAAGGAACUUACGGCAUUGUGUACCGAGCUCGAGACACCAAGUCAGAUGAGAUUGUGGCUUUGAAGAAGGUCCGCAUGGACAAAGAGAAAGAUGGGGUCCCCAUCAGCAGCCUCAGAGAGAUCACCCUGCUGCUGAGGCUCAGACAUCCCAACAUAGUGGAGCUGAAAGAAGUGGUUGUUGGCAGUCAACUGGAGAGCCUCUUUCUGGUGAUGAGUUACUGUGAGCAGGAUCUGGCCAGUCUGCUGGAAAACAUGCAGACCCCAUUCUCUGAGGCUCAGGUGAAGUGUAUCGUCCUGCAGCUGCUCAGAGGCUUGGAGUAUCUCCACCACAACUUCAUCAUACACAGGGACCUGAAGGUGUCUAAUCUGCUGAUGACAGACAAAGGCUGCGUUAAGAUCGCUGACUUUGGGUUGGCCCGGAUGUACGGCAUCCCCCAGCAGCCCAUGACCCCUCGAGUGGUCACACUGUGGUACAGAGCUCCAGAGCUCCUCCUAGGGACGAAGACCCAGACUACAGCUCUGGAUAUGUGGGCGGUGGGCUGCAUCCUGGCUGAGCUGCUGGCCCACAAACCUCUGCUUCCAGGAGCCUCAGAGAUCCAGCAGGUGGACCUAAUCGUGCAGCUGCUGGGGACCCCCAACCAGAACAUCUGGCCUGGUUUCUCUCAGCUGCCCCUCAUUGGUCAGUACAGUCUGAGGAAGCAGCCGUACAACAACCUGAAGAAUAAAUUCACCUGGCUGUCUGAAGCCGGACACAGACUGCUCAACCUGCUCUUCAUGUACAACCCACAGCGCAGAGCUACUGCCAAAGACAGUCUGGACAGUUCCUACUUCAAAGAGAAGCCUCUACCCUGUGAGCCCGACCUCAUGCCCACCUUCCCCCACCAUCGCAACAAACGGGCCGCCCCCCCAGCAGAGAGCCGCUCCAAACGCAGCAAAGUAUGAUGGGAGAUGGAGUUGAUGAGACAUCAGACUCAGAAAUGACCAGGAGGAACAUUCUCAGGAACGGAUGUUGGUUUCUGUUCACAACGAGUGCACGGAACGUAGAUCUGCUCAUGGGGAGAUGUUACUGCAAACAGUCAUUAAUUUCCCCUGAUAAGUCACACUGUCAUCAUACUGAACGCUGUGUUCAGUAUGAUGACACAGAGGUCAUCAUACUGAACGCUGUGUUCAGUAUGAUGACACAGAGGUCAUCAUACUGAACGCUGUGUUCAGUAUGAUGACACAGAGGUCAUCUGAACAUGUAAAAAGGCUAUGAGGAGCAUUAUUUUUUUUAGCUAUACUUCCUAGUUCUCGCAUUGCUGCCAAGGCUAUUGCACAAAAGAAGGGAAAGUAAUGAAGACGGAGUUGCCUUGACAACAAUGCUGAGGCAUUUUGUACUUUUGUUUCGAGCAUUUGUCACAUUUUAUAUGUUCUGUUAUAACGUUCUCUGCUGUUCUGUGAUCAGUUUGGAUCUUAACAUGAGGAUGAGACUGAACGGCAUGCCCAGGAAGAAGAAGAACGGCAUUAUACACUUUAAGGUAGAAAAAUCUGCCUUUAACUCAAAGAAAAUUAGUUUUUGGCAACAAAAUGGGAUGGAAUGAAAUGGCAGCUUUGUAAAGAUCUCAUGUUUGGUCGUCAAAGCCAUCUGUUUUUGUGAUGACUGUCAAAGUGACCUUUGGGUGAGGGUCAUCCCUGAAUCUGCUCCCUCAUCAUAAGUUGUUAUAGGGAUAGUUUGCGUAAAAAAAAGAAGCUUUUCUGCGAAUUAAAUGACAAAAUGGAUAUCACUCUGUGUCUACAUGCUAAGCUAAGCUUCAUGUUUACUGAACAGACUUGGAGUAUCAAUCUUAUUUUCUUACUUUAGGCUAAAUCAGGGAUUUGUUUUCAAAUGUCAAAGUAAUCAUUUUGGAGCCUCAGCUCGGCUAAACGUACUGUAAUAAUUAAGCAGGGGCUUCCUUAGCAGAAAUCACUGAAGCGGUUGUCUGUAAAUAUACCAAACUCAAAUGUGACUGCAGAGCCUCUAAAUGUCUUUAAACUGUCAUCUGUAAAACAUAAUAAAGAUGUCUUAACAGCAA